Carica papaya (papaya) is the source of this 1631-nucleotide messenger RNA. It is a transcript of the gene SOL1, whose product is annotated as carboxypeptidase D. The record is from RefSeq and is a predicted model, not a curated record. NCBI's taxonomy places the organism in Eukaryota, Viridiplantae, Streptophyta, Magnoliopsida, Brassicales, Caricaceae. Gene Ontology annotation, molecular function: zinc ion binding; metallocarboxypeptidase activity. Gene Ontology annotation, biological process: peptide metabolic process; protein processing.
CUCGAUCGCGGUAAAGGACAUGUGUAAUUCAACAAUCAGAAGAGGAAGACUGCGCAACGGGAAAAGCUCAAGCUAUUAGAAGUUCGCCUGAGGCGAUGAAAGAGUUGAUAUUCUCUCGUAUCUUCUUGUCGCUUAUCCUGUUGUCUUCUUUUUCUCCGGCAAUUGCCAGAGGUGGCGAGCUCACUUCUCUUUCUUCAGGUCUUCGGAAUAUCAGUUAUGCCGGAUCUACAAGGCGCUUAUUUCAGGAGAACCAGUCUCAAUCGAGUGUUGAUAAAGCUCAUGGUUACAUGACAAAUGCUGAUCUUGAAAAAGCUAUUAUGGAGUUUGCACGGAGAUGUAGUAACAUUUCUAGGAUCUACAGUAUUGGCAAAAGUGUUAAUGGAGUUCCUCUGUGGGUAAUAGAGAUCUCUGACAAGCCUGGGAAGGAAGAGGCUGAACCUGCAUUUAAGUUCAUUGGGAAUGUCCAUGGAGAUGAACCUGUGGGACGCGAGCUCUUGAUACUUCUUGCAAAUUGGAUAUGUGAUAACCAGAUGAAGGAUCCUUUGGCUCGAUUAAUUAUACAAAAUGUUCACCUUCAUAUACUUCCAUCCAUGAAUCCGGAUGGGUUUUCAAUUAAGAGACGUGGUAAUGCAAAUAAUAUUGAUCUAAAUCGGGAUUUCCCGGACCAGUUUUCUCCAUUGAAUGAUGAUGAGGAUAUGCGGCAACCUGAAACUAGAGCAAUUAUGAAUUGGUUGAAAGAAAUACAUUUCACAGCAUCAGCCAGUUUGCAUGGGGGUGCACUUGUUGCAAAUUACCCAUGGGAUGGCACUCCGGACCGAAAGAGCCACUAUUUUUCUUGUCCUGAUGAUGAAACAUUCCGCUUCAUGGCAAGCACAUAUAGCCGCUCUCACUAUAACAUGUCUUUGAGCACAGAAUUCCAAGGAGGGAUCACAAAUGGAGCAUCUUGGUACCCUAUAUAUGGUGGCAUGCAAGACUGGAACUACAUCUAUGCUGGCUGUUUUGAGUUGACCUUGGAGAUCAGUGACAACAAGUGGCCUGAUGCCAAAGAGCUUCCUAUCAUUUGGGAAUACAACAGGAUGAGCAUGCUGAAUCUUGUUGCAAGUCUUGUGAAGACAGGAGUUCAUGGUAGGAUCUUCUCAUCAGACAGUGGAAGGCCAUUGCCUGGUUUUAUCAUGAUCAAAGGAAUAAAUUACACGGUUAAAGCUGGUAGAGCAUUUGCUGAUUAUCAUCGUAUGCUUGCACCUGAAGGGAAAUACCAAGUUGUAGCCACUGUGCCUGGGUACAAAUUGAAGACAACAAGUAUCUGGUUGGGGGCUGAAGCCACAACUGUGGAUUUCAUUCUUGAUCCAGAAGUCACUCCUGGUGAUGGGAAGUUACUGAAAAGCAUCUGUGACUGCAACAAUGAGAGAGAGGCCAGGCGGGUGUUGGCCGGAUUUUUCUGGGGUCCUCACUUGGAAAUUUAUUUUGUUUUGGCUGUUAUCUUAGCAUUCCUUUGCAUUUUGUUACAGAGGAGAAUAAAAUCUAAUCUGUCAAGAUCUAGACAAAUAACAAAACGGUCAAUUGUUGUAUGAGGAUCUCACUGUAAUAUAUUUGUAUGAUUGCCAGUUGAAAUGAAUUUCCAUUUUCCCAAA